AUGAAAUCAAAACAAUCAUCCUUUAGUGUUGCUAGUGAGUCAGUAUCUGAUUUUACUUCUGGAGUAUCAAUUAGAUCAGGAAAGGUAUUGACAGUCACAAAAUUGGAAGAACUAGCAUCUGCAAUAGAAUAAAAGUCUUCAGAGUCAGAGAAGAUAAAGGAAAUAGAAAAUCCAGAAGAAAUGAUUUCUCCCUUAGAUUUCAAACUAGAUUUAAGCAUGAUUAUUUAGAAGAAUGUGAAAACUGAGGAAUUUUAUAAUUUAGUUCUUUAAAAUUAUUUAGGAAAAUAAUAAAAACCAAUUGAAUUCUUACAUAAAGAUGACAAGGGUUUUGAUGAUGAAGAGAGAAUAAGAUUUUUAAAUUGGUUAAUUGAGAUCACAUAUGCAUAUUAAAUGAAUUGUUCUACGUUCUUCAUAGCUUGUUCCAUUUUAGAUGAAUUUUAAAAAAAAACUCAAAAGUAUGGUUGUUUGAAAUAACAAUAGUAUUACAAGAUAUAAUCUCCAUUUAACUGGAAUUAGUUGUAUAUAUUUGGCAUCAAAAUUUAAUGA
This is a messenger RNA of Paramecium pentaurelia, 546 nucleotides long. The record is from the annotation of a GenBank genome assembly. NCBI's taxonomy places the organism in Eukaryota, Ciliophora, Oligohymenophorea, Peniculida, Parameciidae.